GAGCAACAGGAUAUGUUAUAUAAAGCGGCCCAAACAUAGCACUAAGAGUCUACAGACUAUUAACUUCUUAAAUUCUCUUAUUAAUGAUUCAUCCAAAAUUAAUAUCGCAGAUGACCAUCGAAGACCAUAUAUAAAAUAAAAAUUAUAUGCAACUAAAAAGACGUCAGAAAUUGAAUCAAACCACAAAAUUUGACAAGACAAAAAAAUUAGACAUCAAAAUAAAAAGCAGCCGCUAAUUAAGAAAAAAAAAAGCAAAUCUGCCAAACAGAAUCCUCUUGGAUUGUUUUACAACAGCUUACAUUAUAUACCAACUUAUCAGUCAAACCUGGCUUCUUUCCAUACUUGUAUUAGCAUCUUGGUUUAAUCAAUCUCCAUAUGCAAAGGUUUUAAAUAUUCAUCCCUCACUUUCAUUGUCAUUUUUAAGUCCAAACUUCACUUUCAUUAUUAUCACCAGAUCUAAUAUAGUUGACAUCACAUGAACCAAGAUCGAGCAGGUUCACCCCCUUCAGCGAACGGUAUGUCAUCAUCAUCGCCACCUUUGGUACCGAAUCAACAGCAUCUACAGCCUCAGGCGCGAAGAAAGCGUGGUCUCUCUUUAAGAAGUCAAUUGUUUAAUAAAUCAAUCGAUAAUCAAACUCAACAGCCGUUCCCUUCUUCAGAGCAAUCACCACCACCUCAAGGUAACACUUUGAAUACAACAAAUGGUAACAGUGGUUAUGAAUUAAAUGAUUUCUCCAAUAAAACUCUUGAUAAAAAUGCAUCUCAGUUAUUUACAGUGGACGAAUCAUUCCAAUCAACAUCAACUUCAAACUAUGAACCAUAUUCUGAUUAUAAUCGAUCGAAGUCCACCACAUAUCUCACAAAUGAUCCUAAUGAUACACAAAUAACAGAUAAUUCAUUGUCAUUCCAUGCCAGAAAAGAGCGGGCUUUACAAAGAAGAUAUCAUACCAAUAAUCAAUUCAUUCGAUGGUGUUUAUCAAUGAAAAACUUAAUCUUAUCAACAAAUGAUCUUCCACCUUCAGAAGGAGGUAGAGUCAUCCCCAUAUGUACGAAUCAUAAAGAAGUUAACGACCAUUACGGAGAAAAGUUAUACAACGAACAUGCAAUGGCAUUUAUAGAUGAAAGAAGUGGUGAACCAUAUGUAAAUAAUAGAAUCACUUCUUCAAAAUAUACCAUUUAUUCAUUCUUACCUAAACAAUUAAGAGCUCAAUUCUCAAAGUUGGCCAAUUGUUAUUUCAUGGUGGUUGCAAUUAUGCAAAUGAUACCUAAAUGGUCUACUACUGGUCAAUAUACAACCAUUAUUCCAUUACUGAUUUUCAUGUCAAUUUCAAUAGCAAGAGAAGGUUUUGAUGAUUGGAAAAGACAUGGUCAUGAUAAAGAAGAAAAUAACAAGAAAACAAUCGUCAUUAAAGAAGAUGAAGAGUUAAGUACUUAUGAUGCUCAUUCUAUUGCCACUAUUUUGACUGAGACUAUUCCAGUCAUAGUUACUGCUGAUACUAAUAAUGAAGAGAUUUUGGAAGGUAGUGGAAGCAGUAAUGGGAAACAUUCUGCUACUCACAUGUACAGUUCAUCAUCCGUUUCAUCUCUUACUGAUUUAGGUGGCUUAUCAAGUUCAGAUUACUUUACUAAUAAAGAGGCCAUGAAAAGAUAUAAUUUAAAGGAAUAUGUCACAAAAUGGAAACAUGUUAAAGUCGGUGAUAUCAUUAAAUUAAAUGAAAAUGACUGGUUUCCUGCUGAUGUGGUUUUAAUAGCCACUAGUGAUAGAGACCAUAAUGAAGCGUUCGUGGAAACUAUGGCAUUAGAUGGUGAAACAAACUUAAAACCAAAGAGGCCUCAUCCAGAAAUUGCCAAAUAUACUUCGAAAGUAACUGGUUUAAAAAAUUUUAAAACUUCCAUUACUGUUGAAGAUCCCAAUUUGGAUCUUUAUAAUUUCGAAGGGCUGUUUACUUUAGAUGAUCAACGUUACUCAUUAGGUUCAGACAAUGUUGUUUAUAGAGGUAGUAUUUUAAGAAAUACUAAAUCAGCAUUAGGAGUAGUUAUAUUCACCGGUGAAGAAACUAAAAUCAGAAUGAAUAAUAUUAAGCAUCCAAGAACUAAAGCUCCAAAAUUACAAAAGAAUAUCAAUUAUAUUGUCUUAUUCAUGGUAUUUGUGGUUAUGUGUCUUUCGGCAUUUUCAACCAUGGCUCAAAGAUUAUUAUAUCAUUCAACUAGAGAUCAAGCAUGGUAUCUAUAUGAUCAAGAUGCUGGUGUUGCUGCUACAUUAAUGGGUUUUAUCAUUAUGUAUAAUACUUUAAUCCCAUUAUCAUUAUAUGUUACUAUGGAAAUUAUCAAAGUUAUGCAACUUUUAUUCUUGCAAUAUGAUAUCGAUAUGUAUCAUGUUGAAAGUAAUACACCAGCCGAUGCUAAGACAGCUACUAUUUUAGAAGAAUUGGGUCAAGUCAGUUAUGUGUUCAGUGAUAAGACUGGUACUUUAACUGAUAAUUGUAUGGUGUUCCGGAAAUUUAGUGUAUGUGGGGUUAGUUGGUUACAUGAUCUUGAUUUAAUCUUGAAACAUGAACAGGAUCCUAAUUCUCAGCAUUUCACUGAGUUAGUUCAAGCUCCUAGACCAAGUAUGCAUUAUUCUACUAACAAUAACAAUAACAAUAACAAGAAGAAGGAUAGUGCUGAAAUCGUUGGUAGAAAUAGUACUACAUCUAUUGCAAGACAAAGUUUGGAGUUAAGAUCAAUCAUGUCAAAUUCUACUUGGAAAUCAACUGCUCAUCCUAAAAAGUUACAAACUGAUAGUAAAUCACUUCAACUUUUAAAAUAUAUUCAACUGCAUCCUGAUACACUUUUCACCAAGAAGGCCAAGUUCUUCUUACUCUCACUUGCAUUAUGUCAUACAUGUUUACCAAGAAAGACCAACAAUUCGUCCCUUUCCACUAAGAAUAAUUCAACAUACACCUUAGAUAAUAUUAAUGAAAAUCAAGAAUCAGUGGAUGAUAGUAUGAUUGAUUAUCAAGCUGCAUCCCCAGAUGAAUUAGCCUUAGUUCAAGCUGCCAGAGAUUUAGGAUAUAUCGUUUUCAGUAAAUCGAAUUCAAUCCUUACUAUAAAAUCUUAUCCUAAAGGAUUUCAAAAUGAACCAGUAUAUGAAAAAUAUGAGGUUUUACAAGUUAUUGAAUUUUCAUCGAUAAGAAAGCGAAUGUCAGUGGUAGUUAAAUUCCCUGACAAUAGAAUUUGUUUGCUUUGUAAAGGAGCUGAUAAUGUUAUAAUUGAAAGAUUAAAGAAUGCAGAAUUAGCCAAACAAAAAGCCAAAGAGAUUUCUCUUUCAUCGGCAGAUCGUAAGACUAUGCAAGCAGAUUUAGUCUUAAAUGCUCGAUUUUCGCAAGAUGAUCCUCAAGGAAGAGUGUCGAUGAGUUCAUUGGCUCAUAGAUUAAGUUCAAGUGGAAGUGGUACAGCCAAUAUAGAGAAGGUCAAUUCUAUCGAUAAUGCCCUCAUGGGAAGAGAAGAAGAGGAAUUAGCUGAUAUUGCAUUGAAAGCUAGAAAAUCACUCCAUAUCCAACAGGCCAAAAAAUAUAGUUUGGAUCUUAUGGCAGAAGAAACGUCCGAAUCAGCUUUUAAUCCAGCUUCUUCAGCUGAUGUUGAGUUCAUACCGAAUGAUAAAUUAUUAAUUCAAGAUGCAUUUUUGAUUGAAAAGACAUUAGAACAUAUUGAAGAAUUCUCUACUGAAGGUCUUAGAACCUUGAUGUAUGCUUACAGAUUCAUGGAUGAAACAGAGUAUCAAACAUGGAACGAAGAUUAUAUUAAUGCUUCUACAUCAUUGGUGGAUAGAGCUGAACGAGUGGAAGCCAUUGGUGGGCAAAUCGAACAUGAUUUCGAAUUAGCUGGUGCUACUGCUAUUGAAGAUAAAUUGCAAGAUGGUGUUAGUGAAGCUAUUGAGAAGUUAAGAAGAGCAGGCAUUAAAAUGUGGAUGUUAACUGGCGAUAAGAGAGAAACUGCUAUUAACAUUGGUUAUUCUUGUCGUCUUAUCAAAGACUAUUCUACAGUUGUUGUACUUUCAAAUGAUAAUGGGAGUGGUGGUUUAAUGGAUAGCAUUACCUCCGCUAGUUACGAAAUACAAGCAGGAAGAAUAGCUCAUAGUGUGUUGGUUAUCGAUGGGUCAACAUUAUCUGAUAUCGAAAAAGAUUCCCCUCUUCUUUCAUUAUUUAUAGAAUUAUGCGUGCAAGUUGAUUCCACAAUUUGUUGCCGUGCAUCACCUUCACAAAAAGCAAGUAUGGUUAGUGCUGUGAGAAACCUUAAGAAAGACGCGGUAACAUUAGCCAUUGGUGACGGAGCAAAUGAUAUAGCCAUGAUUCAAAGUGCCGAUAUUGGAGUUGGUAUAACUGGUAAAGAAGGAUUACAAGCUGCAAGAUCAUCAGAUUAUGCUAUAGCUCAAUUCAGAUUUUUACUUAAACUUCUUUUGGUCAAUGGUCGUUAUAAUUAUGUCAGAACAUCCAAAUUUGUAUUAUGUACUUUCUACAAGGAAUUGUUAUUCUAUUUGACUCAAUGUGUUUAUCAAAGGAAUACUUUGUUUUCUGGUUCAUCCAUGUAUGAAAGUUGGUCUUUAUCGAUGUUUAAUACCUUAUUUACAUCACUAUGUGUUAUUUGCAUUGGUAUGUUUGACAAAGACUUAAAACCAGCCACAUUAAUAGCAGUUCCUGAACUUUACAGUAUUGGGAGAUUAUAUCAAGGAUUUAAUCUUAAGUUAUUUGUUUCAUGGAUGUUAAUAGCUGCAAUUCAAAGCAUUGGUAUCUCAUUCUUAGCCUAUUAUGCUUGGGGAUUUACUGCAUUACGUGAUAAUUCAGUGUUCCCUCUAGGAACCGUCGUGUUUGCUGCAUUGGUAAUUGUUAUCAAUACAAAGACCUUAUUUAUAGAGAUGCAGAACAGACAAUGGCUAGCUUUUGCAGCUUUUAUCAUCUCAGUCGGAGGAUAUGGUUUAUGGAAUGUGCUUAUUAUGGCAAUGUAUAGAUCCAAAGAAUCACCAAUAUAUUUCGUCGCUUAUGGUUUAGAAGAAUGGGGUGUGGAUCAAAGUUGGUGGGCUACGUUAUUAGUCCUAUUUACGGUUCCACUAUUUCUUGAUGUGAUUUUUAAGAUUUUGAAGUUUAUGUUUAAACCCAGCGAUUCAGAAACUUUUAAAGUCUUUGAAAGAGACUUGAGUAUGAGAAGAAUCUUCGAACAAAACGCAUAUAAAGAACUUUAUCAAAGUUGGACAUUUGAAAAGAAUUCAUCUACUGCUAGAAGUAAUAUUCUAAAGGCUUUUGGAAGGAAUAAUGUAUCCUCUUCAACUGAAGGUUUAGAACCUAACGAUAUUUCACUUUACGGAGGUGAUGCGACAUCAACUGUGAGUAGGAAAAGGGCUGGUACCAAUCCAAAUCCAAAUGAAUUACCUCCAAGUGGAGAAGGUGUGGCUCUUCGAAGUGCCUAUGAUGAUCAUUUAACUGUGAAUGAAGAUUAUGAAAUAUUACCUUCUGGUAAGAAAGUUAGAAUCAGAUCUAAUUCUUAUUGGUCUAUGUUCACGACAAAUUCAAAGAAGUCAUCAGAAGAAGCUCUCGACGCGGAAAUUUCAGCUAUUAUUAACGAGCGUAUGAAAGCAUCAGAUGAAGCUCAAAUAUCAUCAAAACAGGUUUAAAAGAAAAAGUACACAAAAGUUUUUAAAUUUACAUAUUUG
Molecule: messenger RNA, 5686 nt
Organism: Scheffersomyces coipomensis
Lineage: Eukaryota; Fungi; Ascomycota; Pichiomycetes; Serinales; Debaryomycetaceae
Product: aminophospholipid-translocating P4-type ATPase
Exons: 1
Coding region: 476-5647 (1723 amino acids)
Biological process (GO): endocytic recycling; post-Golgi vesicle-mediated transport; phospholipid translocation
Cellular component (GO): plasma membrane
Molecular function (GO): ATP hydrolysis activity; ATPase-coupled intramembrane lipid carrier activity; magnesium ion binding
Source: RefSeq, a predicted model, not a curated record